This is a messenger RNA of Nerophis lumbriciformis (worm pipefish), 1371 nucleotides long. The record is from RefSeq and is a predicted model, not a curated record. Lineage: Eukaryota; Metazoa; Chordata; Actinopteri; Syngnathiformes; Syngnathidae.
AUGGACUCAAACAGUGGGUUACGACUGCAUAUUAACUCUAGCGGGCCGAUGAGCACGGCCCAUUCCCACCCGCACGCCCCACCGAUGGGCGGCAUGGUGGGCCACCCGUCAGUCAUCAGCACCUCCAGACAUUUGCCGUCGCCCAUGUCCACCAUGGGCUCGCCCAUGAACGGCCUGGCCUCUCCUUACUCAGUCAUCACCUCGUCUCUGGGUUCGCCCGCCGUAUCGCUGCCGUCCACGCCCAACUUGAACUUCGGACCACUCGGAAGUCCGCAGAUGAACUCUAUGAACAAUGUUAGCAGCUCAGAAGACAUCAAACCUCCGCCGGGCCUUCAGAACCUGGGGAACAUCAACUACCAGUGCCCGAGUCCAGGGGGGAUGUCAAAGCACAUCUGCGCCAUAUGCGGAGACCGCUCCUCAGGGAAACACUACGGCGUGUACAGCUGUGAGGGAUGUAAAGGCUUUUUCAAAAGGACCGUGCGUAAAGAUCUCACCUACACUUGUCGAGACAGCAAAGAGUGCCUGAUCGACAAGCGUCAACGCAACCGCUGCCAGUACUGUCGCUACCAGAAGUGCCUGGCGAUGGGCAUGAAGAGAGAAGCGGUACAGGAAGAGAGGCAGCGUGGAAAAGAGCGUGGUGAGAAUGAAAUGGAGUCUACUAGCAGUUUCAAUGAGGAGAUGCCCGUGGAUAAGAUUCUGGAUGCCGAGCUGGCCGUGGAGCCCAAAACGGAGACAUACUCUGAUGGCAGUCCCGGCAACUCGACCAACGACCCCGUUACCAACAUCUGCCAGGCGGCGGACAAGCAGCUCUUCACUUUAGUAGAAUGGGCUAAGAGGAUCCCACACUUCUCGGAGCUACCCCUUGAUGACCAGGUCAUCCUUUUACGAGCAGGCUGGAACGAGCUGCUCAUCGCAUCUUUCUCCCAUCGCUCGGUGACUGUAAAAGAUGGCAUACUGCUGGCCACGGGCCUCCACGUCCACAGAAGCAGUGCCCACAGCGCCGGGGUGGGCUCCAUAUUUGACAGAGUCCUGACAGAGCUGGUAUCCAAAAUGAAGGAUAUGCAGAUGGAUAAAACCGAGCUGGGCUGCUUGCGAGCUAUCGUCCUUUUCAACCCAGAUGCAAAAGGUCUGUCAAACCCGACGGAGGUGGAGGCACUGAGGGAAAAGGUGUACGCCUCACUAGAGUCCUACACCAAACACAAAUACCCCGACCAGCCGGGCAGGUUUGCCAAGCUGCUGCUUCGUCUACCCGCGCUGCGUUCCAUUGGCCUCAAAUGCUUGGAGCACCUUUUCUUCUUCAAGCUUAUCGGGGACACGCCAAUCGACACCUUCCUCAUGGAGAUGCUGGAGGCGCCGCAUCAGAUUACAUGA